Saprolegnia diclina VS20 is the source of this 1240-nucleotide messenger RNA. RefSeq lists its product as hypothetical. The record is from RefSeq and is a predicted model, not a curated record. The transcript is spliced from 8 exons. NCBI's taxonomy places the organism in Eukaryota, Oomycota, Saprolegniomycetes, Saprolegniales, Saprolegniaceae. Bases 1 to 1119 code for a protein of 372 amino acids. Gene Ontology annotation, molecular function: protein tyrosine/threonine phosphatase activity; MAP kinase tyrosine/serine/threonine phosphatase activity. Gene Ontology annotation, biological process: protein dephosphorylation; negative regulation of MAPK cascade. Gene Ontology annotation, cellular component: cytoplasm.
AUGGACCAACGUGUGCUCUUUGAAGUAUGGAAGAUCCUUCAGGUCUUCCACGAGCCUGAGCGCCUCGCACGCGAGAACGGUGUCCUCGCAGAGCCAGUCGUCCACGUGGCCAAGCCCGUGUACGUCGCCCCCCCGCCCCCCGUGGUGCAAACACCUUCCAAGCUACCGCGCAACCUCAGUGUGCGCACAUCAUCCGACGUUGCUGACAAGUCCAACGAGCUGGAGACGCUCGAACGUCUCUUGGCCUUCAAGGAGAAGAGCGAGAAGAUGCCUUUUGUGCUGGUAUGGAGCGUCAUUUACCAGCACUUGCUCCUGGGACGCAGCCAGACACCAACCAAUGCGUUCUACUCGCUCAAGAAGAUCAACUCGCAAGAAAAGCUCGAAGAUGAACUCAACAAGAGCAACCUCCUCGACGGUGACGAUAUGCCCGCGCUCGUGCUCGACCACGUCUACCUCGGGAGUCGUAGCCAUGCCAAGGACAGGGACACGCUGCUCAAGCUUGGCAUCACACACAUCCUCAACGUCACGCCAGCACGCUCGGUGGACCCCGUCGCAGGCGUACCAAACUUUUUUGAGAACGAUACGCGCUUCACCUACCGCCGCUGUGCUCUGUACGACAACAAGGGCGAGGACAUUCUGACGUCGAUCGAAGGCUGCUUGGCCUUUCUCGACCAAGCCCAAUUUUACGGCAAGGUGCUCGUACACUGCAAGCAGGGCGUGAGUCGGUCCGCGUCCAUCGUGGUCGCCUACGUGAUGCGAACCAAGGAGCUGUCGCGCGACGACGCCCUCACAUUUGUGCAAGCCCGUCGCCCCGAGGCCCAGCCGAAUGGUAGCUUUCUCAAGCAGCUUCUCCAGUACGAAGUGCGUCUCAAGCAGCGAGCUGCGAUAAAGGCAACCUCCACCACCACCAAGGAGCGUCCAGUAUCACCCCAAGCAGCGAUUGGCCCAGCACUUCCUCCGCACUUGCGCAAGUCAGUGCUUAACGAAACACCGUCAAUUGGACCGCAGCUGCCUCCCAAACGCAGGAGCAGCACGAGCGACGCUACCGACAGCCCCACUCGGAAGCGCACCAAGCCGGGCGAGGACGCGUCAACAAGCCCAUUGACGCGUAUGACAUGACAACAAAGCAUGCAUACCCUUAACGAACGAUACCCGUCACACUCGACAGAAUAGAGUCUUGAGCGCGAAAAUUUACUAGCACUAAAACUCACUUCCACAACAACCCAGAAACCGAUCGAGC